Staurois parvus is the source of this 292-nucleotide messenger RNA. Lineage: Eukaryota; Metazoa; Chordata; Amphibia; Anura; Ranidae. The record is from the annotation of a GenBank genome assembly.
AAUGUUUGCUUUGAACUGUCAUGGAUGGGUUAAGUUUAUGGUAGUUCAAAAUACAGUGAUCUGUGAUUGGGUGCAGCUGUCACAUGUUAGAGCAGUCUUGUGACCAGGGGCGGACUGACAACUCAUGGGGCCCCAGGGCAAUAGGGGAUCAUUUGGGGCCUCUGUGUCCUUUCCCAAACUCAAAGCCUAUGAAAAAGGUACCAGGGGCAUCUCAUGGGGCCCCCUACUGACCCUGGGCCCUUGGGCAGUGCCCGAGUUUCCAAAUGGUCAGUCCGCCCCUGCUUGUGACUUC